Messenger RNA from Rhizophagus irregularis DAOM 181602=DAOM 197198, 1662 nucleotides. RefSeq lists its product as uncharacterized. Gene Ontology annotation, cellular component: rDNA heterochromatin; mating-type region heterochromatin; SHREC complex. The record is from RefSeq and is a predicted model, not a curated record. Gene Ontology annotation, biological process: silent mating-type cassette heterochromatin formation. Lineage: Eukaryota; Fungi; Glomeromycota; Glomeromycetes; Glomerales; Glomeraceae.
CUAAUUAUCAGAUCUAAAAAAUGAAUAUGAAUAAUAAUUUUAGUAUAAAGGAAAAUGGAAUAAUAAUAAAUUAUAGUGAUGCAACAAACAUAAAAAUCAAUUAUCCAAAUGAUAAAAAAGUUAAAAUAUCAAAAGAUGGUUCAAAACAUAUUAAAAUUGAUCAUAUUACUAUUGAUCAUUAUAAAAUUCAAACCAAAUGGUUAAAGCCACUUGGUAUUGCUAUCGCAAAUUAUUUACGACAAAAAUACAAUACUUUAAUUACAGAAGAUCAAGAACAUCUUUUGAAUUUUCCUAGUGGUUACGAAUUUUAUGAUUUUAUAACGUAUAAUGAUUCAGAAUUAAAAACUAAAGUUCGUACGGAUAAUUAUUUAUUCGGAAAGUAUAGAUUUCGUUCAACUAACGAAUUUACGCCACAUUUAAUAUGGAUUAUAUCAGAUAAAUCUGAAGAUUGUAAAUGUUGUUAUUGUCCAAUGAAUAGUCGUACUGCAAAAAAGAAAAGAGAAUUGGAAAAUUCCGCAUCUACACCUUUAAAUUUUACAAAAAAUAUUAUUAAAAAACAAAAGAUAAUUAAGUCUUUUUCGUCAUUACUUUCUAUUUCCACUUUACCAAAUAAAUCCUUUCUAAAUAAUAAAUCCUAUUUCAACAAUAAAUCUUUACCAACAAUCUCCUUUAAUUCAAAUUUUACACCUAAUACUUCUUUAACAAAGAAUAAUUUUUCUUCGCUUACUCCACCUUAUAAGGACGAAUCAUCUUUACAAAAAGUUUCAUUUUAUUCACCAAAUAAUCCUCAAAUAUCAAAAAUAUCUUAUUAUUCUUUAAAUAAUAACUCCUCUUCUCAAGUGAAGCAAUCAGAUUCGCUUGAUCAAUUAUGUAAAGCACAAUAUAGAAUAAAUGAAGUAGUUUGGAUUUGCUUAUUAAGUGAUGAUUCAAUGGAAACUUUUGAGAAUGUCAACAAAGUUAUUACAAAUCAUAAUGCUAGAAUUCCUUAUUGGCCUGCUCUUAUAACAAAUUCAACUUAUAAUAAUUCUAUUUCAAAAUUUGUAUAUACAGUUAAAUUUAUUUAUAUUGUUGUUGAAGAAAUUAUUGUAUUAGAAGAUUAUAUUUCUCCUUUAUCUUUUUCUUUGGUAGACAUUACAAAUAAGAUCCUAUCAAAACAAGUUAAAGUUAUUUGCCAUUCUCACUAUAGAUACCUAGAAGUAAUUUUAUGUAUUACUUAUUUAAAAAAAACUUAUACAUUAUAUUCUCCAUCAUUUUAUGAUGCUGAAAAAAAUUUAUAUCACUAUAAUUCCAUUUUAAUUGGAACAGAACAAAUUAAUUUAGGGGAUAUUGUUAAACUUAUAUCAACAACUGAUUUAUUUAUAAUUAAAGAUAUUAUAAGUAAUUCAAAUAUGGAUAAUAUAAGAUUUAUUGGUUAUAAUAUGUUAGAUGAUAAUAAUCAACAACAUAAUAAUUCACAAAUAUCAAUUACUUUAAAUCAAAUUGGUGGUAAAAAUUAUACUAGAUUUUCUAGUAUACAACAUGAUGAAAUAUCAAGACAUAAAAUUGAUAUAAAUGAAAGGGAAAAUUUAUUUUCAGUAAAAGCAAAUGAUUACUUUAAAAGUAUUUUACAUAAAGAAUUAAAUAUAGAGAUUAACUAAUUUUUUUUUCUUUCUUUUUUUGUUA